Kuraishia capsulata CBS 1993 is the source of this 792-nucleotide messenger RNA. RefSeq lists its product as uncharacterized. The transcript has a single exon. The coding region runs from base 1 to 792 and encodes 263 amino acids. The record is from RefSeq and is a predicted model, not a curated record. NCBI's taxonomy places the organism in Eukaryota, Fungi, Ascomycota, Pichiomycetes, Pichiales, Pichiaceae.
AUGGAUUGCUCAAUUUACGAAAACCCAACGGUGAUUGGGUUUGCCUCCUCGGUGCUAUUUGCAUUCGCCAUCUUCUUAUCGUACCUGCCACAGCAUCUGCUUAUCAUCAGCAGAAGGACCUCCGAGGGACUGUCACCAAUAUUCCUCUUGCUGGGAUCCGCUUCUGGAAUUUCAUCUCUUAGCAACUUGAUUCUUGUCACUUAUCCAGGCAGAGUUUGUUGCUCGGUUAUCUCCCGUUUUGGAUGCCUGAGCUCGCAACUAGGGUUGCUCCAAGUUGGAGUCCAAUCAAUAUCAUACUGUUUGAUACUGGUGUUGUGUGUGGCGCUCGCUCAGGAUAACUCCGCAAAGCGCAAGCAACUUCUGUUGGUCUACAGAGUGUUUUGGGUAUAUACACUAAUCAGUUUUGGUGCUGUGGUGUAUCUUCUGUACUUUCAGAAUGAGAGCUUUUCAAGCCUGUUAUGGUUUGCCAACUUCUGUGGAAUUUUGUCCUCAAUACUGGGAGGAGUGCAAUAUUUCCCACAAAUUGCCACCACCUACAAGCUACAACAUGCGGGCACAUUGUCCAUAUCCAUGAUGUUCAUGCAAACGCCAGGAGGCUUUCUGUGGAGUUUCUUGCUGUAUAGCCAACCCGGUUCCAGAUGGAGUUCGUGGCUGCCGUAUCUUACAGCUGCAAUUUUGCAAUUGGUGCUAUUGAUAAUGUGUCUUUAUUACAGGCACUUCACUAUCGUCGAGAGUGAAAUAAUACAGGAAAUAGCAGAGGAUAUGGUUGACGAGAGAACUCCAUUGGUUUGA